Monodelphis domestica (gray short-tailed opossum) is the source of this 939-nucleotide messenger RNA. Its product is annotated as olfactory receptor 52E4-like. Gene Ontology annotation, molecular function: G protein-coupled receptor activity; olfactory receptor activity. Gene Ontology annotation, cellular component: plasma membrane. Lineage: Eukaryota; Metazoa; Chordata; Mammalia; Didelphimorphia; Didelphidae. The record is from RefSeq and is a predicted model, not a curated record. Gene Ontology annotation, biological process: G protein-coupled receptor signaling pathway.
AUGCCAUCUUCCAAUGAAACCAGCUCUUUUCCCACCUUUUUCCUGCUGCUGGGGAUUCCAGGGCUGGAAGCUUAUCACAUCUGGAUUGCCUUCCCAUUUUGUAUUGUGUAUCUAACUGCAGUUGUGGGCAAUAUCACCAUUAUGCUUGUGAUCAAGACAGAAGAGAGCCUUCACCAGCCAAUGUUUUACUUCUUGGCCCUUCUGUCCUUUAUUGACCUAGGACUUUCCACAUCUACCAUCCCUAAGAUGUUGGGCAUCUUCUGGUUCAACUUCAGGGAAAUCAGCUUUGAAGGAUGCCUCAUACAAAUGUUCUUCAUCCACACCUACACUGGCAUGGAGUCUGUGGUGUUGUUAGCAAUGGCCAUUGACCGUUUUGUGGCUAUCUGUUACCCACUGAGAUACACUACCAUCCUCACCAACAAGGUGGUGGCCAUCAUGGCCUCUGUGGUGGUUGGGAGGCCAGUUCUUCUAGUCAUUCCAUUCUCCUUCCUCCUUAAAAGACUGCCAUUCUGUGGACACUAUAUCAUCCCCCACACCUACUGUGAGCAUAUGGGCAUCGCUCGCCUGGCUUGUGCCAGCAUCAGAGUAAACAUUAUUUAUGGUUUAUUCACUAUUGCUGCCCUCAUCUUUGACUUGAUCCUCAUUGCCCUUUCCUAUGUUCAAAUAUUACGAGCUGUUUUUCGCCUGCCCUCCCGGGAUGCACGACUGAAAGCUCUCAGUACUUGCGGUUCCCAUGUCUGUGUCAUUCUGGCCUUCUAUACACCUGCAUUUUUCUCCUUCAUGACGCACCGAUUUGGACGUAAUGUCCCCCGCUACAUCCACAUCCUUCUGGCCAAUCUCUAUGUGGUCAUCCCACCAGCCCUUAAUCCAGUCAUUUAUGGAGUCAGGACCAAACAAAUCCGAGAGCGGGUACAACGGGUAUUUGUUCAGAAAGAAUAA